UGUGGUGAGCACAAAGCGAACUAUUCUUUCGCCUUUUACUAAAGAAUACCGUGUGCUCUCCACGCUAAGUGGCAUACGCCUAUUUUUGGAGGGAUCUCACUUCACAGUGGGACCCAACAUUUACACUAGUCUGAAAUCUUAAUGACUCAAAACUCCGUUUGUUAGUUAUUGGGCCUUAAGUUUAAUGAGCUAACGGGCUUUAGGCUAAUUUAACGGAAUUGAAUUUAACCUGUAAGUUGGAUUUGUUAUUUGAGAGAAAGUUCAGCAUUGUAUCAACUUCCGGUUAUGACCGGUUGGUAUGAGUUUCCGGUUAUGAUCGGUUUUGUUUCAGGUGGGACGAAAUCCACUUCGUCAUACUGUAGUUGUUGUUGUUUCUGUUUUAAGAAUUUCUCCGGCGACUGACUAUGAACCUCUUCGUCAUCGUUUCAGCUGCCGUGUUCCUCCUUAUCUCCGUCGCGUAUCUUCCUUUGCUCAACGACUUAUAUUGGUCAACUCUCAAGUCUCUUACACCACCGGCUGGUAUCGUGGCGGAUUUGUUAGUGACCAAUGGAACAAUCUUCACCAGCGAUAGCUCUUUGCCUUUUGCCGAUUCCAUGGCGAUUCGUAAUGGCAGGAUUCUUAAAGUUGGAAGCUUUGCCACUCUCAAGGGUUUUAUAGGAGAUGGAACUAUGGAGGUGAAUCUGGAGGGGAAGAUUGUAGUGCCUGGACUUAUUGAUUCACAUGUUCAUCUGAUUUCUGGGGGAUUACAGGUGAUAAUGGCAUAGUGCAAACUUAUUUCUGUGUUCUUUCUUCUUGCAAUGAUAUGUAAUUAUGUAUAUUGUUAAGUUAACCUGAGAUUAGAUGAUUACAUGCCAUUGUUUGAUCAGGUUUAGAUAUGAAGAAGUAUACUAUACUCUCGUUUACCUUAUAUCUUUUCCUUUUGCUUUUAAUGUCUUAUCGCUUGAGCAUAGAUGGCCCAAGUUGGACUUCGUGGAGUGAGUCAAAAAGAUGAGUUUUGUAAAAUGGUGAAGGACGCUGUGCAGAGUAAUUAAUAUUUCAUUAUUAUAUGAACAAUCAUAUUGUGGUUACACUUCUUUAUUGGUGUCUGUUUUUAGUUAUGAUUUACAGUGUACAGUGUACAUUGAACAUUUUUUGCUUACGUUGGGGUUCUUAGUAGUGGGAGAGUAUUUAAAUUACUAUGCUGCUUUUAUAUGUGUAACAAAAAAAAAUUAGAUGCAAAAGAAGGCUCAUGGAUUUUGGGUGGUGGCUGGAACAAUGAUUUCUGGGGAGGAGAAUUGCCCUCUGCAUCAUGGAUUGAUGAAAUCUCCCCUCGUAAUCCUGUUUGGUUGAUUAGGAUGGAUGGUCAUAUGGCAUUGGCAAAUUCCCUUGCGCUCAAGAUUGCUGGUGUUAUAAGUUUAACGGAAGAUCCAGUUGGUGGAACGAUAAUGAGGAUGCCUAGUGGCGAGCCGACAGGACUUUUGAUCGAUGCUGCUAUGGAGCUUGUCACCCCCUGGGUUAAAGAAAUCUCAGUGGAUGAACGUAGGGAAGCACUAUUUAGAGCUAGCAAAUAUGCUUUGACUAGAGGCGUGACAACUGUUAUUGAUCUUGGAAGAUACUUUCCUGGCACCACAGAUGAGCUCUCCUGGAAAGACUUUCAAGAUGUCUAUCUAUAUGCUGAUUCCUCGAAGAAGAUGAUGAUACGGACUUGCUUGUUUUUUCCCAUCACAACGUGGUCACGUUUAUUGGAUCUUAAGCUGCAGAAGGGAUCUGUACUGAGUGAAUGGUUAUAUCUCGGUGGCGUCAAAGCAUUUAUUGAUGGCUCUCUAGGUUCCAACAGUGCACUUUUUUACGAGGAAUAUAUUGAUACACCUAAUAAUUAUGGGUUAGAAGUGAUGGAUCCUGAAAAACUUUCCAACUUCACAAUGGCAGCAGACAAAUCAGGGCUUCAGGUUGCUAUCCAUGCUAUAGGCGACAAAGCAAAUGACAUGAUCCUUGACAUGUACGAAUCCGUUGCUGCAGCCAAUGGAGACCGAGAUAGAAGAUUUAGGAUAGAGCAUGCCCAACAUUUGGCACCAGGAUCAGCCAACCGGUUCGGUCAACUUCACAUUGUUGCUUCAGUUCAGCCAGACCAUUUGCUUGAUGAUGCUGAUUCUGUUGCUAAGAAGCUCGGUUCUGAAAGAGCCGUAAAGGAGUCUUAUCUAUUCCAAUCUCUCUUAAAUGGCAAUGCACUCUUGGCACUUGGCUCAGACUGGCCUGUAUGUUUUCGAAAAUCUCUACACAUAUACAAUGUUUUUACAUAUAGUCAAACUUUGCUUCGUUUGUUUUCCCUCCAGGUAGCAGACAUUAACCCGUUGCACAGUAUCAGAACCGCGGUUAAAAGAAUACCUCCCAAGUGGGAUCACGCUUGGAUUCCAUCUGAACGCAUCUCUUUUACGGAUGCGCUGAUUGCGCAGACGAUAUCAGCGGCAAGAGCAGCGUUUUUGGAUCAUCACUUGGGGUCUUUAUCUCCAGGAAAACUAGCAGAUUUUGUCAUAUUGUCAACAAAUUCUUGGGAUGAGUUCUCAAAAGACGUUUCUGCAUCAGUGUUAGCAACGUAUGUAGGAGGAAAGCAAUUGUAUCCAUGAAUCAUGAUGAUGCAGUCUUUAUCUAAUUAAGAAACAAACUUUACACACUUAGAGUAUCUGAUCAUUUAUCUGUUUGUCUAGGCGUUAUCAAUGUACAUAUGUAUGACAUCUGGCUUAUCAAUUAGAUAUGCAUUUCAUAUUCAAGGAAAAUGUUUGGUGUGUCGGCCAAAGGAAAUAGGAAAAGGUGGUUGUUGGUAUUUGUAUUUAUUGGGAUGCAAAAAGGUAAUGUUGGUGAGUGGCCCAAGCACGAGCCAAUGUCAUGAA
Arabidopsis thaliana (thale cress) is the source of this 2867-nucleotide messenger RNA. It is a transcript of the gene LAF3, whose product is annotated as Amidohydrolase family. NCBI's taxonomy places the organism in Eukaryota, Viridiplantae, Streptophyta, Magnoliopsida, Brassicales, Brassicaceae. The transcript has 12 exons. Gene Ontology annotation, molecular function: hydrolase activity, acting on carbon-nitrogen (but not peptide) bonds. The record is from RefSeq and is marked reviewed. Gene Ontology annotation, cellular component: membrane; perinuclear region of cytoplasm. Bases 1191 to 2603 code for a protein of 470 amino acids.